Messenger RNA from Pelodiscus sinensis (Chinese soft-shelled turtle), 668 nucleotides. Lineage: Eukaryota; Metazoa; Chordata; Testudines; Trionychidae. The record is from RefSeq and is a predicted model, not a curated record.
AUGGUUCCCAAUUUCAGCAGCCUGCUGGAAGUGGAAUGUCGGGACCAGAGGCUGCCUCGCCUGCCCCUGAACUCUAGCUCUGCCCCUCCCCAGGAGACCAUCCGGACUGCACUGGCCAUGGGAGCUGACCGGGGGGUGCAUGUGGAGAUCCCAGCCCCGGAGUACGAGACCAUCGGCCCCUUCCAGGUGGCCAAGAUCCUGGCCGCGCUAGCCAAGAAGGAGGGGGUCAGCCUGGUGCUGCUGGGCAAGCAGGCCAUCGACGAUGACUGCAACCAGACUGGGCAGAUGACAGCGGGGAGGGUGCUCCCUAACCCCCUUGGCCUGGCCCUGCAGGGGACCUUCGCCUCCGAACUGACGCUGGAAGGGCAGCAGCUGACGGUGGAACGGGAGAUCGACGGAGGCCUAGAGAGCAUCCGGCUCAAGCUGCCGGCCGUGGUGACAGCCGACCUGCGGCUCAACGAGCCCCGUUACGCCACCCUGCCCAACAUCAUGAAAGCCAAGAAGAAGAAGAUCGAGGUGCUGAAAGCCUCUGACCUGGGGGUGGAUCUCACCUCCCGACUGUCGGUGCAAAGCGUCCAGGAGCCGUCCCAGCGCCAGGCCGGCCUCAAGGUGGAGACGGUGGAGGACCUGGUGGGCAAGCUGAAGGAGAGAGGUUUGAUCUGAGCCCC